CCACCAUUUCCCCAUAUUUCUAGUGUUGUUGCAUUUGUUAGGUGUCAAAGGUGUCAAAACAUUUUUUUUAUACGUUUCCUUCCUUGGAAUGUAGAGUGCUUCAGGCUUUUUUCAAUUUUUCCUGAAGAACAAUUUCCAAAAGGUCUACGAAUUCGCGAAUGUUUUUAAAGUCUGCAAAAUUAAGACCAAAAUGUGGCACGAAGCUAGGCGUCAAGAGAGAAAGAUCCGAGGGAUGUUGGUUGACUAUAGGAAGCGGGCGGAAAGACGGCGAGAUUUUUAUGAAAGAAUUAAAGCUGAUCCCACUCAGUUCUUACAAAUCCAUGGCCGGCAAUGCAGAAUCCAUUUGGAUCCUGCAGUGGCAGCUGCUGCGGACAGUGCUGUAAUGAUGCCAUGGCAAGGGAAUGAAAAUAACCUCAUAGAUAGAUUUGAUGUGCGUGCUCACCUCGAUUACAUUCCAGCUGUUAAAAAGGAGGAGGAGUCUGAAUUAACCUCAGAGGAUCGCCAAGUGAACUAUGAAAGAUAUAGAAUUGUGGCUCAGAAUAACUAUCUAGGUAUCUCUGAGGAGAAGUUUCUUAAGCAGUUACAUUUGGAAGAACAGUUUGGGUAUACGGAGAACAAAAGUAAAAAAGACUCCAAGGGAACGGGUGUUGCAAUAGGCUUUAACUAUGAAGAAGGUACAGCAAUUGCUGGCCCCCAACCACAUGACACUCAAGACGAAGACAAUUCCGAUGAUGAAAAUUCCGACAGCGACUUGGACGUUGAUCUGUCGAUAAACAUAUCGAAAAUCGAUCCCACUCAGGCCCAUGAAAUGAACAAAGCAGGACAACAAUUUGGUAUGGCCGGCAACGAUUUCUAUUCUUUUCUAACCAACGACAUGGAGGAGGCCGAAACUUAUAAAUUGGCAAAGGAGGAAGAGCAUGAAAAAGCUUUAUAUUCUGGACGUAAAUCAAGAAGAGAGAGAAGGGCCCAUAGAGAGAAACGUUUGGCCAAUAGGAAAAUUAGCCCACCAAGUUACGCGGCAAAGGAAUCUCCUACUAACGCCUUGAGGGAUGAAAGUAAAUCGCCUUCCAGGUCACCGUCACCCGACGAUGGGGAAAAAAUCACUUAUAUUACUUCAUUUGGAGAUGAUGAAGAGGUAAAUAAUAAACCAACGUACGCGGACAAAGUGAAAUGUGGAAAAUUUAAAGGACGUAGUGGUAGCUUUGACCGUGGGGUUUUUUUCGAUAAAAAACGUAGUUCGACUACCAAGGAAGUCGUUUACGACAGAAGGAAAUAUUCGAGGAGCCCAAAACGGUCGAGAAGCAGGUCGUGGAGCAGAAGAAAACGAUCGAGAAGUGGAUCUGGAAGGGGUAGAUCUCGUCGAUCUAAUUCUCGUUGUAGAUCGAUAUCAAAGCGAAGCAGAAGCGGAUCUGUAUCUUUAAAAACCAGCAGGAAGAGUCGUUCUAGGAGUAGGUCGAGGACCAAGAGACCUAGGAUUAGGAGUUGCUCUGGAAGUAGUAAAUCAAGGUCUAGGAGGGUUAGGAGCAGGUCAAGGCAGGCGUCUCGCGAUCGUAGAUCAUCAUCGCAGUCAUCAUCGCCUCUUUCGAGUAGUAGCAGCAGCAGCAGCAGUAGCAGGUCUCGAUCACUGACCAGGUCGCGGUCAAAGAGUCGCUCCAAGUCAAAAUCUAAAUCCGUGGAACCAAUGGAAACUUCCUCGAGAAGUCCGGUAGCGCCGAAACCGCCGAUAAUCCGAUACUACGGCAGGAAGAAGAGCGACGUGAGCUCGUCGGAAUUGAGCAGCGCGGACGAAGAAGAGGAGGACAUAGAUUUAGACAGCAAGGCAGAUAAUCAGGGCAGCAGCGACUCAAACCGUUUUGGUAAUAAUUCUGGCUCCGCGUCCAAAAGACCAUCGGCAACGUUAUCUGUUAUUGAAAGACUCAAGCUCAAACGACAGGCGCUCAUUAAUAGACAAUUUAAAAAAGAUAAGAUAGCAGAGUCUCAAAAAAUAGAACGUGAAAAACAGGCACAACAACUCAGAGAGGACGAAUUAAGGGAGAUGGCUUUAAAAUUACGUAGAAGACAAAGAGAGCUACGCCACGCGUACGACCGAAGUUCUAGUUCGGACUCGGAAUCAAGUCCUGAUUCAAAUAAAAGAAAAGAUCGCGAAAGUGACUCUCCAAAGAAAAACAGCAGAGAAAGAGAACCAAGCAGAGAUAAACGGAUAGAAAGAACGAGAGAUCGAGAGACGCAUAGGAGGAGUGACAGUAGAGACAGAAACAGACGUAGAAGAAGUAGGUCCAGAUCCAAAGAUAGAAGCAGGAGAUCCAGGUCUAGAUCUAAUAGAAGAUAUGACGGAGAUAGGAAUAGAUCACCUGGUAAAGAGUCAACUAGGAAGUUGGUGGAUUAUUAAGUUACUUAUGCUUUUAUUUUGAAAUGCCUAAAGGGAUUUUUUUUUUUAACUUUAACUUGUUUGUUGUUUAACUGUAGAUACGGUGGGAUGUAACGAGAGGUGUUUUAUUUUUAAUCAACAACUGUGGGUAAUUAUUUUAAAAAAUAGCUUUAUAACUUGAUUUUUUAGGGUAAUAAAAAUAUGUAUCGUAGGAAA
Messenger RNA from Anthonomus grandis grandis, 2584 nucleotides. RefSeq names its product CLK4-associating serine/arginine rich protein. The transcript has 11 exons. The record is from RefSeq and is a predicted model, not a curated record. The coding region runs from base 191 to 2389 and encodes 732 amino acids. Lineage: Eukaryota; Metazoa; Arthropoda; Insecta; Coleoptera; Curculionidae.